AUGGCCAAACGCCCAGCCUCGAGCCUGGAGGCCGGAGAGGUCCUCAGCCAGAGUGACCAGGCGAGUAGCAAGCGACCCAGGCAGGACGAGUCGGAGCCCCCCAAGGAUGGCCAGCCACGGCCCAUGCAGCCGAACUCGUCCGAGUCAAUGCCCAGCCUGACAGACUUCGUCCCUUGGAAGUCUUCAGAGAUCUCUUCACAGCUGCCUCCGCUGCCGCAGGUCAAGGACCCGGAAUUGGAGAAGAGGGCAUUCACUCACCCUGGCGUUCCCCGAAACGGUGAGGAAAGCUACGAACGGCUAGAGUGGCUCGGCGACGCGUACAUUGAGCUCGCGGCCACCGGCCUGAUCUUCAAGACAUUUCCGAAGACUCCUGCCGGCCGCUGCUCCCAGCUGCGUGAGCUGCUGGUGCGCAACACCACACUCGCUGGGUACUUCCGGGAAUACAACAUGUCAUCGAAAGCGAUCCUCCCUACGGAGUUUCAUGGUGAUCGUGGUUUGGGACGGGGCAGAUCGAGCGACAAAGACCUGUGCAAAACGCAGGCCGACAUGUUUGAGGCGUACUUUGGCGCCGUGGUCGCGUCGGACCCUCAACACGGCAAGGCCGUUGCUCUAGCCUGGAUACGAACACUCUGGGGUCAAACGCUCAAGGAGAAGAUUGUCGAAUACGAAACGAAGCAUGGUGCAUCGGCCGGUGCCAGCGCAGUGGCAUCAGCCCCGGCGUCCAAGGCAACUCCGGCCCCAUCCGACGCCAACGCGAAGCUCAACCCCAAGGACAGGCUGCGGGCGGCCAUUGGUGCAAAGGGCGUCCUGAUCAGCUAUCUCGACAUACCGGGAAACAAAAAGGACAAGAACAACGGCUUGCCGCUCUACACAGUCGGUGUGUACCUUGACGGCUGGGGCGAAAACAAGAAGCUCCUGGGCACCGGCACGGCGCUGCAGAAGAAGGAGGCGGGACACAAGGCAGCAGCCCAGGCGCUGGAGAACAAGAAGCUCAUGAGGGUGUACGAGACAAAGAAGAAGGCGUUCCAAGAGGCCCUUGCGGCUGCGCAGGAAAGCGAAACCCCCAGGCCAUAG
This is a messenger RNA of Purpureocillium lilacinum, 1074 nucleotides long. RefSeq lists its product as uncharacterized. NCBI's taxonomy places the organism in Eukaryota, Fungi, Ascomycota, Sordariomycetes, Hypocreales, Ophiocordycipitaceae. The record is from RefSeq and is a predicted model, not a curated record. Gene Ontology annotation, biological process: U4 snRNA 3'-end processing; rRNA processing; termination of RNA polymerase II transcription. Gene Ontology annotation, cellular component: nucleoplasm; nucleus. Gene Ontology annotation, molecular function: ribonuclease III activity.